AGUGCAUGCCAUGAAAACAAGCCUAUACACAUAUCCUUGACAGUGAUAUAAUAAUAGUUGCACAUGUUUGAAUGCAGUUGCACUUUUAUAAUCAUAGUGAAUGCGUUUGCCGUCCUUAUCAACGGUUUUUCGACUGAUAUCAUUAGCUUAAUUCGACAGAGCUCUCAAACUAGUUUACAUAUAUACUUGAAUAUGUGCAAUGGAAUCAUCUAUAAAAUUUAGUGCCUAACUACAAUGGAACAGCUACCUGAAGACGUGAAAGAACUAUUGGAAAGUAUCUUUAAGAAGAGUCUAAGUGAAUUGAAAGUAAGUCUUCAUGAUCCGAAUAGAAAAGGUGCGGGUCACUUGGGGGAAUUUUUCUUUGUCUCUUUAAGUGACACUUGUAACAAUCUACGACAUGAGAUUGCAGUCAAAAGAAGUCUUACCUGCCAGAGCGAUUUGUUUCAAAAGUUUUUGGACUCUGCCUUCUCCAACGAAAUAUAUUUCUACAAGACAUUAUUACCAAACUAUAAACGCCUCGAGGAGAGGUUUUCUACCGAGAGAUUCGAUAAGACGCCUCAUUUUUAUGGAGCAAAUGAAAAAUGCACCAUCCUUGUGCUGAAUAACCUGAAGCUGUGUGGGUACGGAACACACGAUAAACAAAAGCCUUUAGAAAAACAGCACUACGAUUUGAUAUUUGAAACCUACGGCAAACUUCAUGCGCUUUCCUUUGCUUUGCGUGAACUGGAUUCCGACGGGUUUUUGGAAGCCAAGGAAUUCCUCAAAGUGCCUUUUGUUGAAGACUUUAAAACAAAGUCAAGCGCCGAGCUGCAAGAAGACUUGACAAAAUGGAUGGGAAAUUCGGAAAAAUUGAAGAAAGUCGUGGGAAAUAUUACAGAGAACUUAAGGGAGGCCUACGUGUAUGCCGGGGAGAAUGAGGUACUACUUCAUGGAGACUGUUGGAGCAACAAUAUUAUGUUCAAAUACAAUGAAUCAAACAAAGUCGAAGACAUCAAAUUGGUAGACUUUCAGCUAUGCAGGGUGGGUACUCCAGUAUUCGACCUAUCCUAUUGUUUUUACUCUGGGGCAUCCGAGGAGCUAUUGGCACAGUUAGAUUACUUCCUGGAUAUAUACCAUGGCAGUCUAUCACAAAGUUUGAGACAAUUCGAUUUGGAUCCUGCUAUAGUUUACCCAAUGUCGACAUUGAGAACAGAGUGGAAAAAGUAUUGUAGAUAUGGAUUCUGUUCUGCUAUGACGAUAUGGAAAGUGAAACUUGCUUCAGAAGAAGAUGCUCUGGAUAUGACGAAGUCUGAGGAGGAAAUACGAGAGAAUUUUGGGGGAGAUAAGCGUAUAACUGAAGAGUACCUGUGUAAAAUUCAAGAGCUAGUGCAUCAUAUGAGAGAGAACGGUUUUGCGUGAAUUGAAUGAUCUUUAUAUUAUACAGGGUGUUCGUUUGAAAACUCCCCACCACGGAUUUAUCGCCAAGACACGUCAAAAGAUUUGUUAAGGGGGACGACUUUUUAACCAAAAACUUCUUCACCCGCUUUCACUCUUUGCCCACCCGGGUCAUCCAUUUAAAAAAUUCAAAUGUCAAGGAGUAUCGAGUAAUAGCUUAUUUGAAAGGUCAUUGUUUUGACGUUUAAUUUCUUAAAAUCGGUCGGUACGCUGUUAAGAAAAUUAAAAAAAUACAGUUCGUCUAGGAUAUCUGUCUUCUAAUUCGGGUUGUUAUUUGGUUGUUGCCACGUCUAAUUUUCCGAAUUGCUGUUUAUGUUGGUAGUUUCUUAAAGUAUAAAACAAUUAUGUUUUUGGCAAACCCUAACGGGCAACCUUGUGAAUACGUAUUAAGUUAAAUAGUUGAAUCCAGUUCAAGUGAGACCAGACACAACAACCAGCACGCGUCGCUGGCAUGAUGGUCGUAGACACAAGAACCGAGCAGGGUCGGACUCAAAACUAUGGAAAUAUUAAGGUGAUAUUUCAGAACUAAAUAUUUAAAAAAGAGACAUCAGUAAAUAAUAACACAACACUACUGUCACAGAGUCAAUAGAGGUGAUUGAAAGUUAAGGGGGGCACAAAAAGUAAUUAUACAUGUGUGUUUGACAAAAUCAAUAUUUUUCACUUUCACUAGAAGAGCUGUCAUCAUAGAUGUUGAUAAUUAGCGGUUCAAUAUGCCUUUCAAUUAUGUUGUCUAGCUCCCGCAUUGCAACCUCCACUUUCUCCUGAACAUGCUUCAUACAUUUUAACCAUUUUUCUGGUGUGAUUCUCUGCAACGCAAGGUUGAACAGCUCUUUCAUGUCGGAAAACUUGAAUGUUGUGUUAUGUUCAGCAACAAAAUCCUUUAUAUCUGCCCAUAUGAGCUCAAUGGGGUUGAGCUCACAGUGGUAAGGAGGCAAACGAAGUACCAUUUUAUUGUGCGCUUUUGCCAUCUCGUCCACUAUAUAUUUAUCAUAUUUUGCUCUGUGUUGUAUAGUUGUAUAGUUUUUGCACGUAACCAGUCCUGUAUCUCUGAUUUCUUAAAAGAUGAAUUUGGAAUUUUUUCUAAUUUCCGAGAAUGAUACGGAGCAUUAUCCAGGACCACCACAGAAUUGUCUUUAAGACGUGGUAAAAUGCCUAAAAACUAGUUUUCGAAUGCCUCACCAUUGAUCCCUUCGUGGUAGCCAGUGGUUUUUUUUUAUUCAAAACACCAUAGUCCUUCCUUCACGAAGCCAUCUACACUCCCGAUGUGGCAAAUAAUGAGCCUUUUUCCUUUGCCUAUGAAGAUAAAACUUGUUAAAUACGGAUGUACAUUAUAUGUCUUUCACAAGAGUACUGAGGCCACGGAGAUAGGGACACAUUUCUGUAUUUUAUAUACGAUGCUAUAUUGUUUCUCAUGAUAGCGGGAUGCAUACGGUGAGAUAUAUUGGACACUUCAACCAAUGCAUCAUUUAAUCUGUUGAUGAACAUGGUUACCUUAAAAAACAAAAAGAAACAGGCAACAUCAAUUAAACUAAAAAAUUAUCAAGUGUGACAAACUUAUCGAAAAAUUUACAAAUCAACGCAAUGUCUGACGUUGUUAAUUAACGUGUUACAUUCCGUGACGAACGAGAUAUGUUGUCUCUGAAACGCUCGCAUUGCUGUAAAAAAUCUUGUCAUCGAUACCAUAAGAAUUCCAACGUAGAAUACAUUGAUUUCCAGAGUGAACAUCCCCUCGUUUUUUCUAGACAUCUGAUAACGUGUAAUGCCUCAUUUAAAUUACUGGCUAUGAAAAAUUAUCUAAUAACUAUUGUUGGAUUUUCUAAAAUGGAAUGUCUGCAUUGCCUGUAGGGUUUUUAAGCCCAGUUGAAAACCCAUCUAAAAACGCUCUUCUUGCUGACGUUACUGUUUGGUCCACCCAAACUUUUGAUUUUGUAUGUCCAGCAUUUAUCCACGUCUCGUCCUGGAAGUAAACUCUACGGUUUUGGCUCCUGUAUGUUUUUAUUUUUGUCAAAUACUCUCUCCUCCAUAGUAUAAUUUCAUCUCUAUCCAUCAAUGAACUGUUUCGGCCUCUCUUCUGCAAAUUGAAGUUGAGUUCCUUUGAUAGCCUGUAGAACGUCGUUUUACUAAAAUUCGGCAAAUCUGAGUCUUCAUUCACUACUUGCAAAAUCUUAUCAAUUGUAGGAAUUUCAUUCUGGAAAAAGAAUUCAUGAACCUUCCUUCUGAUCGCAUGUAUGUCAGCAGCAUCUAUUUCUUUAAUUUGGCUUUUACGGUUCUGGUUCGUUUUAGGUUCAGCAAAUGCAUUCCGUAAUUUAUAUUCUUUGAGUACUCUAAAUACCGAUGCACGAGAAACUCCAACUUUAUUCGCCACCCUCUGCACAACAUCGUUGACGCUGAGCUCAGGUUUUUCCUCCGUUUCAGAUUUGUAAACAUUUAAAAUAAUUUCUUUCACUUCGAUGCUCAAAUGGUUUUGUCUUGAUCGUUUCCUGGGUGGACUCAAUGUAGUUCUCCCUUCAUCAGCUGUGUCGGUAGAAGACAUGGUCAAAAAACACCAGACAUAACAGAACUUAUAACAGCGAUGCACUCGACGCCACGCCGCGGCCUGAUUACAACUCUGGUUUUUGUAGACAUCAACGCGGCGCAACGGCGGGUUUUGUAUUGCUACAGUCUAACUAGGUCUUAAAAAAUGUUCGAAACUGCAUGUUUUCCAAAUUCAUGGAGUUUUAUAUUGGAGCCACUUCAGGACAUUGUAUUUAACAAAAGCAUCAAUAUGAGGGGCGGAAAGUUUGAAAAAAGAAAAAUAAAAGCUACGAAAUGAAGCUAUUAGUUGAAAAAGCAAGCGCUUCAAACUACAACUUCAAACCGUAAAAUGCCUGAACUAUAAUGAGACCCUCUGCGGGAACAUCGAUCACGCGCUGAUCACGCUUCGAGUUUGCGAUGUUGUGGUCUCACUUGGGCUGCAUUUUAGUAUAGUGUGUUUUUGUUUCAUGUCUGAACAAAUUAAGAUACUCGUGGAUAAAGAUUUUUCUAAUUUUCUCGAAAACGAAUCGACUGUUCAGGGAAAACCAAACGUCUAAGUAGAGGACUUAGAAAGGCCUUUCAAACAAGCGAUGACUCGAUACCUCUUGUCAUUUAAAAUUUUUAAGGGUAUGACCCUGGUGGGCCGAGGUGAAGUAGUUUUUGGUUAAAAAGUUGUCCCCCUUGACAAAUCUUUAGAUGUAUCUCGGCGUUUUUUAAUCAGUGGUUUUCGUAAAUUCGUCGUGUAUAAUGGCAAAGUAUCCUUUUUUAGCGAUUCCUUAAUUCCUUAAAUCCAACUUACACGUGCAAAUGAAGUUGAACCUAUUUAACCCAAUUUAAUUGAUGGUUUAAAAUACAGGAAAUUUUAGGUACACCAGGUAUUUUUUGAUGUAGAAUAUUUUUUAAUAUUUCUACCAGUGGCGUUCGUAUCCUGGAGAUUUUUCAAAAAAAAUGUAUAUGCCAUUGCCUUUUUCAAAACAUAUUUUUGAAAUCAUCGUUUAUCUUGCAAUGAAUUUGACCUGUUCACUUUUUUCCGUCUGAUGCACCGUUUUUGCGUAAAAACAGAAAAACCAUUUUCAGACAUUUGUGGUAUAACGAAAUUAUUUUGAACUUGAAGACUGGUGCCCUAUUUUGUUAAAUAGUGUCAUUGGAUCGAUUACGUUGCGGUCCUAUUUUGAGGUCAUAUAAAUUUUUCUUGCUAAAAUGAGCUAAGGAAUAAUAUCUUGUAUUUUCAGCCAUCACUUAAGUUACACCCUGCAUAAUGUCAAAGAAGUCUAUGUAUAGCAAUAUAAUAGAAUGUACGAUUGUAAUGAAGAUUUCUAUAGUAAUAUACUCUCCACACUUCUCUAAUUGAACGUUAAUAUUUAAGGGGGCGACUUUUGUGACUACAUUAAGAAGAAAGCUUGACUUUUGACAUGAAGGGUGGUAACGUUUUCAAUGAAUUGAUUUUACUCAAAAUGAAAAAAAAAAUAUGUUUCUAUUCAUUUACGAAAAGAUUUGAUCUCUUGAAUUUUUUUAAUUCGACGCAAGGUUUUCAUCUGACAAAAUACACGCCCCUUCCCACUUCAGUUGGCCCACUUCAAGAUUUGUACCAAAAUAUGCCUUUAUAAACUAAAUAUGACGAAACUAUUCACUUCUAAAACAAUUUAUUUUCUCAAAAACAUUUUAGAUACACUCUAGUCGUAAAAAAUACAUAUUUGAAAUCACUUAGACCUAUAACUAAUAGAACAUCUGAACAAAUAAACAAUGUGCGAAUAAAUGCGCGAAGUUAACAAAGCAACAAUUGAAAGAUUACCAUUGGGUAACAUCACCUUUAUUUUUUAUUACGGCUGAAAUUCUUUGGGGCAUAGUGUUAACCAAGUUUUGGCAAAAAUUUGGUGUAAAACAAACCCAUAUUUCUUGAAGCUUUUGUCCCAGUUCGGUGAUUGUUGGAGCAGGAUGUUGUCGUAGAACCUUUUUCAUCUCGUGCUACAAAGUUGCAAUAGCUGAUAGAUCUGGACUGCUAGAAAUCCAUUUCAAAAGUGGUACAUUAUUUUCUUCCAUCCAUUUUAUAGCCUUUUUUGAGGUAUGGCACGCUGCACCAUCUUGCUGAAACACAAAAUCUUGGCCGGAUGUCAAACAUUCUUCCAUCACUGGUAAAAGCGAUUCUUCUAAAAUUGCCAAAUAUUUGUUUGUAUCCACAUUUCCAUCAAAAAAAUGAAGUUUUCCUACUCCUGUUGAUGACAUACUGCCCCAGACCAUAAUGGAUGCUGGAAAUUUCACUUUUCUCUUCAGACAGUCAACAUGGAAUGCUUCAUUUUUUUGCGAAUAACUCUACUGCGACUGUCACCAACACAAACUUCGAAUCGGGCCUCACCACUUCAUUGUAUUGCACACCAUUGUUGAGGUGUCCAUUGUCUAUGUUCUUUAGCCCAUCUAAGCCGAUUUUUCUUUUGCAGUGGAGUUAAUAGUGGCUUUUCUUUGGCCUAUAAACAAGUUGUGCAACUUUAGGGUUUUUACUUCACUUUUUUUUAUAAGAAAACUUACCUUGCAAGUGCUAAAUCCCAGUUUGUGGGCCUCUCUAUGAGUUGUGGACCUCGAAAUUCUCCUUCCAACAGCGUCACUCCACAGAGCACUUAAUUGUAAAUAAUUGGCACGCCUGUUUUUCACGAUUAUUCGUCUUAAUGCUCUUCAGUCGGCAUUUGUGAUAUUACUUUUUUCACAUUUCGUGGCUUAAUAUUAACUGAACCAGUUACGUUAUAUCUUCUAACAAUAUUUCUCACACUGUACCGCGAUAAGUCUAACAAAUUUGCAAUUUUUGAGUUUGAUUUCCCGGAAUUAAAAAAUUUAAUUACACUGGUCAACACUGGUUUUCCACACGAACUUUGACAGCUAAUUUUGUUUUAUCAGUCCACCCUCAUUAUUACAUGACAGCUGUCAUAUGUCUAUUAGCCUCAUAUUUGUUGUGAUACGGUAAUACUCAUAACUAGUACUAAGUUGUUGAAUUUGAACACUUGUUUGUGAUUUAUUAACCCUGUGAAUAUGUCGAGGAAGUGUAAUAAUGAUCCUAACUCUUUUUGUUAUGUCUGCGGAGAACUAACAUUCAAAAAACAACGACGAAAUUUUACGAAUCUUGUGUUGGAGUGUUAUCACCAAUGUUUUGGUUUUUCUGUCGCCCAUCAAGACAAAUCCUGGGCCCCUCAUGUCUGUUGCAUAACGUGUGUGAAAAAUUUAACUGACUGGAAGAAAGGUGCACGACCUAUGCCGUUUGCUGUACCCAUGAUAUGGACUGAACAGCGAGAUCACGUUUCAGAUUGCUAUUUUUGUCUCACAGACAUAAAAGGUAUAAAUUACAAGAAAAAAACCACAGGUAUUUACCCUAACUUAUCUUCGGCUAUAAGACCAGUCUCUCAUUGUAAAAAAUUGCCAGAACUAAUACCAGUUGCAACUACGUCUGUUGAGAACAAUUCACAACCGUCCACUUCAGGUGAAUGUGUUGACGAGGACGAUGACUUUGAGUUAAAAGGAAUUGUAAACGAGCCACAUUUGAUAACUCAAGGAGACCUAAAUGAUUUGGUUCGGGAUUUAAAUUUGUGAAAAAAGCAGUCAGAGCUAUUAGGAUCACGUCUAAAAGAAUGGAAUUUGCUACAUCAUAAUACAAAAGUUAGCUAUUUUCGAAACCGUGAUCAACACUUCAGAACGUAUUUUUCUCAGGAUGGAGAUUUGUUGUUUUGCAAUAACAUAAAUGAGAUUAUGAAAAUGUUGGACAUAGAGUUUGAUCUCUCUCAGUGGCGUUUAUUCAUUGAUUCUUCGAAAGCAAGUCUAAAAGCAGUGUUAUUGCAUAAUGGAAAUAAGCUUCCGUCUGUACCUCUGGCCCAUGCUGCAAAUAUGAAAGAAACCUAUGAAAAUAUGAAACUUUUACUUGAAAAAAUAAAUUACAGUACAUAUACCUUCAAAAUCUGCUGUGAUCUUAAAGUUGUUGCACUAUUACUUGGACUUCAGCUGGGUUAUACAAAGUUUUGCUGCUUUUUAUGUGAAUGGGAUAGCCGAGACAGAACUAAUCACUAUAUAAAAAAAAACAUGGCCUACGCGUGCAUUGUUAGUUCCUGGGCAAAAAAACGUAAAGUAUUUACCCCUUGUACAGCCAAAUAAUGCGCUUCUACCACCAUUGCAUAUCAAAUUAGGAUUAAUAAAAAAUUUUGUGAAGGCAAUGGAUCGCAAUGGGAGUGGAUUUUUGUAUCUAAAAGAAAAAUUCCCUAAAAUAAGUGAUGCAAAGAUAAAAGAGGGUAUUUUUGUUGGUCGUCAAAUUAGGAAGUUAAUAAAAGAUUCAAGAUUUGAAGAAAAAUUAAGCGAUUUAGAAACAUCUGCAUGGAAGGCUUUUAAAAAUGUUGUUGCAAAUUUUUUGGGUAACCACAAGAGUGACAGGUACAGAGAGUUGGUUAGCGAGCCAUUAUUGUCAUAUCAAGCAUUGGGUUGCAACAUGUCACUUAAGAUCCAUUUUUUAGAAUCGCACCUGGUUUUUUUCCUGACAAUUUAGGGGCUGUCAGCGACGAGCACGGUGAGAGGUCCCAUCAGGACAUUUCUAAUAUGGAAAAGCGGUACCAGGGCAAAUGGAGCCCAAAUAUGUUAGCAGAUUACUGCUGGACAAUUAAAAGGGACCAACCAGAAGCUAAAUAUUCAAGAAAAUCUUAGAUUACUAAGUCAUUUAUAAAAAAAAAUAACUUUUGAUUUACGAGAUCUGUUUUUUCUUAAUAUUUUAAAUUACUCAAUAGAAUAAAAUCGUUGUCUAGCAAAUUUUUUUAACUGUUUAUUUUUUCUUACAAUCACCAAUUAAAGUAAAAAAUAUCAAAAAAGUCCGUGUGGCACAACAAAGUUAAAAUUUUGUUGACCAGUGUUAUCAGUAACCGAAUUUUCUCACUAAUAACCUUUCCUCUACCCAUUUCGAAAACCUUAACUACCCAAAACUAUUUUAAACGUAUUCUGACAGCUGUGAUUAAUAAAAACAAUUGUCAUGGCUUUUAUUUUUCACAGCCACCUAUGCGUUAUAGACUUAUUUUGCAUUGAAAUGAAAAUAGGUUGAUAUGCUGUAAUUGCAACAUGUGUUAUUUUUAUGCUGCAAAUUUGAUUAGGGAGUGAUAAAGUUGGUGUUUUCUACUAUAUCUUAUCAAAAUAUUCAUUGUUAAUAUUUUAAACCUAUAACACCCUGCUACAUUUUUAUUAUUUGUGUUUGUUAAGAAAAAAACUAAGAUUUCAAUAGUUGGGCAAACUGAAGUGGGAUGGGGCUCGUAAAGGCCAUUUCUGUGCAUGGUGAUAAUUGUCAUAUUAUUGAUAUUGUUAUGAUCAUGCAGAGAAACGGUUUUACUUUUUUAUGCGAAAUCCGCGCACGGGCUUGAAAAAAUCAGGCUACCAACUUAAAUCGAUGGAGAUUUAAAGAAUAAGUUUAAUUUUAACAGAAAUCAGUGGCGUACCAUUAAUGUCUAUGAAAAUUGAUAGGUGAAGUUACAUACGAACGCCACUGGAGGAAAUUAAAAAAUGUAUCACACCAAAUCCUUUUAAUACCUAGUACAUGUCUGACAAAUUUCAUUAAAAUAUCUAAAGUGGUAUACAUUAUAGAGUCGUUUUAUAAAUCAAAAAAAUUACAAUUCGAUAUUAAUAAUAAAUGAUUUGGUUUUGAAAACUGUACCACCAUGUAUCACAAGUUUCCUUCUCAAAAUGGAAACCCUGAAAAAUUGAAAUUCAAUGAGGAAACAUCCUGUAUAGAAUGGUAGCGCGCCAGGACACAAUUUUUACAUUUCUGGUGUAUCAUCGUGGUGAACUGUUCAACAACCUGGUAUUUAUGGGCAAAUGAUUCUGAUAUACAUGAAUACAAAAUGUAUCUGUAGCAAUGCUUCAAUUUGUAAAGUUUACACAUGGUUUUCUGUUAAUGUUAAGGUUUUUGAGCAUUUGUGGCAGAGAGAGAGAUAGAGAGAGACAAAUGUUCUGGAAUAAUUAUUCUAUAUGUUGGGGGCAAAGACGAUCAAUUGUCGAUGAAAACAUAACUCACUAAUGCUUUAACAACCAUUGCUCGAGAAAUGACGCCGAUUCUCCGUCAUAGUGAUACAGUGGAGUGUAAAGUCAAAUUAUACUGGACAACAAAUUUUAGUUUUUUAAUUGUAUCUUGUGGGAACAGUGCACUUCUUUGUUAAUUUUGGGGCGCUGAAUCCAAAAAUGACAAUGAAAUAAAAAAAUUAGUUGCGGUUUAGAAAAAAAACUUUUUAUUUUUAAGGAUAUAUUAAAAAAAGUAACAAGAGUCCAACAGUAGUCUGCAAGCAUGGAAGGAUUCCACUUUCCCUGGUACCUUUUAUCCAUUGUUGAAAUAUCCUGAUGAAAACGUUCGCCAUGCUCAUCACUUACGGCUCCGCAAUUGUCAGGAAAAAAGUCCAGGUGUGAGUGUAGGAAAUGUAUCUUAAGAGACAUAUUACAGCCCAUCUUUUGAUACGAUGACAGCAUAUUUUUGACAAGGGUUUUAUAGUUGUCAGCUUUUCUAUUGCCCAAGAAAUUAGUGACCACCAGACGGAAAUCAUUCCAAGCAGUUUUUUCAAUACCUGUUAAAGUGUUUUCAAACUGUGUAUCUUUCAAAAUAUUUCGAAUCUGUGGCCCAACAAAAAUACCUUCUUUAACCUUUGCCUCACUUAGUCUUUGAAAUUUCUGACGCAGGUAUUGAAAAGCUGACCCAUCUCUAUCUAAUGCCUUGACAAAGUUUUUCAUUAGGCCCAACUUGAUAUGCAGUGGUGGUAAUAAAAAUUUUUUCGAAUCUACUAAUGGCAUAUCCUGUACAUUUUUUUGACCUGGCUCUAGGAAUUGACGAACAGGCCACUUUUGCUGGUGUAAUGAAGUGCCUUUGCCCGACUGUCCCAUUCACCAAAAAAACAGCAAAACUUUGUGUAGCUUAGCUACAGCCCAAGUAAAAGUGCAACAACUUUCAAAUCGCCACAAAUAUGCCAUUGGUGCUCAUCGUAUUUUAUGCAUGUCAAUAGGUGCUUCAUAUUGUCAUAUGAUUCUUUCAUGUGAACUGCAUACCCUACAGGAAGAGAUGGUAAAAUAUUUCCAAUAUGCAAUAACACUGCCUUUAAACUCAAUGUUGAACUGUCUAUAAACAAUCUCCAUUCUUCUGGGUUAUAGUUUAUAUUUAAAGCCGCCAGUAAGCCGUUAAUGUUACUGCAGAAAACCAAGUUAUUCUCCAUAUUGAAAAAUGGUUCUAAGUAUUUGUGGCGUUUACGAAAAACACAUACCGAAACAUCGUCUUCUAACAAGUUCCACUGCUGCAGUCUUGAUCCAAGUAACUCUGCCUUACAUUUUGGAAGUUCUAAAUCUCUUACAAGAUCAUUUAAUUCUGACUGUGUUAUUUUGUGCGGUUGGUGGCAUGGCGUGCUCGGUAUAAAAUCAGGAUCUCUUGACGUUGAUGGCAUAUCUUCUUCCUGAUGAAUCACUCGAUCGCCAUGAUCUGAUUCGUUUUCUGAUUCGCAAGUGUAGGAUUCUGGGGGUUUUGGAAUAGGAUUUUCGUCACUGUGAGGCACAGGUCUCAUCGCAGAUGGUAUGUUUGGGUAGUUAAUAACCGAUUUUUUUUUCUUGGACAUACCUGUGGCUUGUCCAACACAAGGUACCAUGCAAAAGUGACAAUCAUUAAUAUGAUUUGUAGGCUCUCUCCAAACCAUUGGGACAGCAAAACGCAUAGACUGUUUUUUGCCUUUUAACCAGCUCCUCAGACUUGAAGCACAUGUAUUACAGCAGAUGUCGGGUGCCUACUGUUUGUCUUGAUCACCUAGUUGACAACCGAAAUAAAGCUGAUAUGCCUUUGUUAUUAGUGGAGUAAUAGACCGUCUCUGAGACGCAAAAGUCACAUCACCACACACGUAACAAAACUGAUCUAGAUUGUUUACACACUUUCGAGACAUCUUGCAUGAACGCUGUCAGCCAACUGAGGCAAAAAUGGCUAAUAUAAAACAAUAUAAUGUACACGUAUGUAUAACGUAACACAAUCAUGCCGAUUACAUCAUCUUUCCUUGCCGAAUAUAAAAAUGUAGCACGUGCAUUCUUGUGAAUUACAGUAUAUUAACACUGUCACAGCAGGAACACAUAUAAUUACCGUAUCUCUAAACCUUGAACUAAUAUUGAAAAAAUAAGUUUCAUUCCGGUUUUAGCACAUUAAAAAUAGUAAUAUUUUGUUGAUUUUAUUUAGGAUAUUUCUCGGCUGUUGAGAAGAAAUCGGACAAGGAAAUAUUGGACCGAUUUCGCUGUUCUCUCUGCUUACAACGAUCAAAUAUUGAACAAAAACAUGUGCUCUUCCACCAAUCACAAAAUAAUUCUGUAGCUGACAAUAGAGUAUGCGGUGAGGGAUGUCAGGAAGGGGUUAGGUUGGGCUUACGAAUUUUGUACUUUAUUAUCAAACCUUAAUCCUUCUCGAUCAACUGUUACCUGAGUAUAAUCUAGGUACCUCCUACUACUACUUAUGUGUAAGUUAAAUCGAUAUGUAAAAAAUUCUUGAAUUCUAAUAAACAUACGUAGGUGUUACUUUUCUUUGUCACUCAGUAUAUUAUUUGAAAGAUCGCCUCCCGCAUAAAUAAGUGUAUUUUUGUGUAUAGUAUGUGCGUGAAGGUUUAAUUUGAAAACUAAAUGAAUUCAUAUAAUUUUACUAUUUUACUUUUUCUCCGAUAUUUGGGACCAGUGGAAGAAUAGCUACAUGAGCUAAGCUUCGCCCUUUUAUAAUGUAGUCAUUAUUUGUAUAAAUAAAGACGAUUAUUAUUAUUAUA
This is a messenger RNA of Acanthoscelides obtectus, 12713 nucleotides long. The record is from the annotation of a GenBank genome assembly. NCBI's taxonomy places the organism in Eukaryota, Metazoa, Arthropoda, Insecta, Coleoptera, Chrysomelidae.